CGUGUUUUUUCUGAAUCUUCUUCCGAAAUUCCUCAAAAAAAAUGUUUGUCUCUGUUGUUCGAUCCAGGUGCUUUUGAAUCCACAGUUUUUUUUUGGGAAAUCAAGAGGAUUAUCUAUGGGUAAUUGUUGCUCCGAUGUCUCUUCCGGUGCUGGUGCUACAGCCGGCGUUGGUGGAACUGCUUCCUCCGCCGCUCUCGGUGCGAAUAACGACGCCGUUGAUUACUAUCUCAAGUCGAAAGGUUUCAACGGACUCUUCUCUCAGAUCGAGCUAUCGUUUUCAGCUUCGAAUUUACGAGACAGGGACGUGCUCUCUAAGAGUGAUCCUAUGGUUGUUGUAUAUCAAAAGGAAAAAGAUGCAACACUUUCAGAAGUUUUCCGCAGCGAAGUUAUUUUGAACUCUUUAGCUCCGAAAUGGAUUAAGAAAUUUACACUCGCUUAUCAUUUUGAGACUGUGCAGACGUUGGUGUUUCGUGUGUAUGAUGUUGACACCAAAUUUCAAAAUUCAAGAGAGGAGAUGCUUAAGCUUGACGAACAGCAGUUUCUCGGUGAGGCAACAUGUGCAUUGUCUGAGAUAAUCACAAAAUCAACUAGGACCAGUACAUUAGAACUCAAGCGCAAAGAAGGCUUUGCUCCACAGACUCAGCCUCACCACGGAAAGCUUAUCAUCCAUGCUGAGGAAUCCCUUUCUUCUAAGAUUUCAACAGAGAUAGUAUUUAGAUGUUCGAGUUUGGAAUCUAAGGAUCUUUUCUCAAAGAGUGACCCCUUUUUGGUGGUAUCAAAGAUUGUAGAGCAUGGAACACCAAUUCCCGUGUCUAAAACUGAAGUCCGGAAGAACGAUCUUAACCCUAUUUGGAAACCUGUCUUUCUUAGUGUUCAACAAGUGGGAAGUAAGGACAGUCCACUGAUAAUAGAAUGCUCGGACUUUAACUCCAAUGGCAAACACAGUCUGAUUGGGAAAGUUCAGAAAUCGCUUUCAGACUUAGAAAAACUUCAUUUGGCUGGCCAAGGAAUCAAUUUAUCUUUACCUACUGGUGCUGGAAAAAACAAGGUGUUAAAGAGCCAGCUUUUUGUGGAAAAGUUUACCGAGACUGUCCACCACACAUUCCUAGAGUACUUGGCAUCUGGGUUUGAGUUAAACUUCAUGGUAGCUAUCGAUUUCACAGCUUCAAACGGAAAUCCCCGCCUCCCUGAUUCUUUGCAUUACAUUGAUCCUUCAGGACGACUAAAUGCCUACCAGAGAGCAAUAGUAGAUGUUGGAGAAGUGUUGCAGUUUUAUGACUCAGACAAACGUUUCCCUGCCUGGGGAUUCGGAGCUCGUCCGAUCGACGCUCCAGUUUCACAUUGCUUUAACCUAAAUGGAAGCAGUUCGUACUCUGAGGUGGAUGGGAUUCAAGGUAUCAUGACUUCAUACACCAGUGCCCUCUUCAACGUCUCUCUUGCAGGGCCUACCCUUUUUGGUCCAGUGAUCAACUCUGCUGCAAUGAUCGCCAGCGCAUCUCUAGCUCAAGGUUCACGGAAAUAUUACGUCUUACUGAUCAUAACUGAUGGUGUUAUAACAGAUCUUCAAGAAACAAAAGACGCGUUAGUCAGUGCCUCGGAUUUACCGUUAUCAAUCCUCAUUGUAGGAGUUGGAGGAGCUGAUUUUAAAGAGAUGGAGAUACUAGACGCAGAUAGAGGAGAAAGACUGGAGAGCUCGAGCGGGCGAUUGGCUUCACGAGAUAUUGUUCAGUUCGUGGCACUACGAGAUGUCCAAUAUGGAGAGAUCUCAGUGGUACAAGCGCUUCUAGCAGAAUUGCCUUCGCAGUUUUUGACAUAUAUGAGAAUCCGUAAUAUGAAGCCGAUUCCUCCAUGAAUGAUAUCGUCUCGUGUGUAAAUGAAGUGUGUACAUAUUA
This is a messenger RNA of Arabidopsis arenosa, 1892 nucleotides long. Lineage: Eukaryota; Viridiplantae; Streptophyta; Magnoliopsida; Brassicales; Brassicaceae. The record is from the annotation of a GenBank genome assembly.